AUGGGCAUAUUUCCAUGGAAUAAGGUGUCCGCCUGCUGGUCAGUUCAGGGGGAAUACUAUAUUGCAGCUGUGCACUUGCUGUAUGUGGCUGAAUGCUGUGUACACUCCUCUGUCAAAUGCACUGCAAACUCUAUCUGUGAUGGCCAAUCUUUUGAAGAUGGACAUUUGUUUCAGACAGUCCCUGUCCAUGCCCCAGAAUUGUCGUGUCUUCCCCACCAUGUCAAGCAUGACAGUUUUGAAUAUGUUGCAGAAUAUGCCUAUCAGCACCUCAAAAGGUCAGGCAAUGCUUUACAACUGGAUACAAUUUUACCAGCACAUAAUUGUACAGACAGUUUUUACUGCGUUCCAUAA
Messenger RNA from Ostreobium quekettii, 351 nucleotides. NCBI's taxonomy places the organism in Eukaryota, Viridiplantae, Chlorophyta, Ulvophyceae, Bryopsidales, Ostreobiaceae. The record is from the annotation of a GenBank genome assembly.